CUUGGGCCUCAUUUUCUUCAGAGGCAUUUAAGUGGGAGUUGAUGGAGGCUGCAGCCGUGGAAAAUGAAGAUCUCCUCUGUGGUGUUUGCUCUCCUGACUCGAGCACUGUUUGGAGACUUGUGUUGGGCCAUCAACGUCACCAUCACCCCGUCCCCCUUCACGGUGGCCCAGGAGGGUCAGAACAUCACGCUCUCCUGCGUUGUGUCCCAGCGGCGCCGAAAUGCCGCUCUGCCCGUGGUGAAGUGGACCUUCCUGCCGGCGGGCACGGGGCGGUCGGAGGACGAACUCCUGAUCGCCCGCGUCAACAUGCGGAAGGCCCGCUUCUACGGCAACUACACCAAGAGCUUCCCGUGGCCCAAGCUGAAGCUGACGGUGGUGAAGCAGGGGAGGAUCUUUGACCUGCUGAUCCUGAACGUGGCCCAGCGGGACCAGGGGCUCUACGUGUGCCGGGUGCAGGAGUUUAAAAAGCACCAGGACCGCUGGAAGGCCUCGUCCAACUGCACGGCUGCUACUGAGCUCAGAGUGCAUGUCCUACCGCCCACCAAGGCCAAGGAAAGCCUGUGGAGCUUGUUUAAAGAUGUGUACCUGUGUGCGGUGCUAAUCUGCUCAGUGGGCCUGCUGUGCAUGUGCAUGUUCACGGUGACAGUGACCUGCCAGUACAUACAGAGGAAGCAGAGGUUAAAAGAUAACUACCAUCUGGUCAAAAGCCCACAAAACAGCUCCGGGGAGACGGUUACCAGUUUGGUCAGUUUGUCUCCGGCUCUGCCGGAGAAGGAGAGGAGGUACAGGAAGAAAAGGAGUAGAGGCUAUCAAGAGGAGUUACCACCAGAGAUACCAGCCAAAGCUCCCAUUCGAGACAAAACGAGGAAACCCAAACUUUUAAAACCACAACCAAAGAAAGUAGUGUUGCCAAAGAUAGUGGAGGAGAAUCUGACCUACGCAGAGUUGGACCUGGUGAGGCCAAUUCCAGAAGCCAAGGCGUCAAGUAGCGGCACUGUGUACGCUCAGAUAUUGUUCGGGGAGUAGCAGCUAUGAGAGAAACACACACACACACACACCACUAGUAACUGUGCCUUAUGUAAAAAAUUAUUUUCUAUUUAUAGUCUGUAUUGUUUUGUAUUAAAAUGGUUUGCGAAGGGUAAAAUGUGUAACGUGUCAAAAUUAUGAUACUAUUGUACAUACCGUUUUAUACAAACUUGGAUAUAACUUUCUUUCAUGAGACCAAGAUGCAAAGUAGCAUAUUUCUUUUGCACUCAUGUUUGAAUCCUGUGUAGCUCAAACUGGGAACACAACAAAAGUCUACCAUGCUGAUUUAGUUCUGCCCCGCUCGCCCCCCCACAUUGGUACCCAUGCGUCAGUUGAUAUUUGCAACAUUAUGUUAGCAGGUUAAAUUCCUGUGAUAUUUUAACCUUCAAAUUUACUGCAUAACAUAUGGAGCCAGGACCAGGUGGUAAUUAGCUUAGCUUAGCAUAUAUAACGGCUGGGGGAAGCCACUAGCCUGGCACACUUGAAAGUGCGACAAAGAUGACUGAGGUCCGAACCAAUGCCUGUGAUUUUCUUACAUUACAUACAUUUCAUCCGGUUAGUUUUGGUUCCACAUUGCAAUUUGGCGAGCGCACUGAAGAACUUUACAUGACACACCUACGUCCUGUCGUUAUCACCUUCAGUACGCGGGCUGCGUUUCCCUAGACUUGACUGUGAUUGGUUUGUAGACGGACGUGAUUCUGACGUCGGUGUGUUGGCAAUUCGGCGGGUAGCCUUUUUCUUUCCGGUUCUUUUUCUUCUCCUAUGAGAGCUAGCAGCCUCAACUUCCUGUAAUUGGUCCGAUGGUUCAGUUUUGUUCAGACAGAAUUUUGGUCCAUUAGUCUGGACUGUGGCGCAAGGCGCCUUUCACACCUGCAAUUUUGUUCAGACCAAACUGAAGAGCCCGAAGGUCCGGACCAAACGAGGUAGGUGUGAUAGCGCCCUUGGAGACAUUAGUAGUUGUAUUUUUAAAUUUAAAGGCAAGCUUUAUUUCCCCUGCGUCUAGUCUUUGGGACUUUCCCAAGUUAAGCUAAUCUAUAGCUUCAUACUUAAGACAUGAGAGAGGUAUCGGUCUUCUCAACUAAACUAUUACCCAAAAUGUCAGAUGAUUUAAAUUCAUAAAAGCUGGGAUUUUUAUAAACUAAAAUCAAUGAAAGCGACAUAAUGCCAUUUUUGCUUUAUGCGAUAGACUGCGAUAUAGCAAUAAACUGAUUGCUGUGAGAUCCUUUUCCACAGUUCUUACACAGUGAACUGAGCGAAACCCCAUCAAGAGUUAUCAGAUUUAUGAUCAAGAGACUAAAUAAAUUGGAGACCUCCGUAGUUAUGAAUGUGAAAGUGCAUUUUUAAAAUGUGAUUUACUUCUAGUGUGUUUCCAAGCAUUAUCUGCCUCAAAACAUCUGUGUUCAGUCUAUUUCUUUCUUAGUCAAGCUGCAGCGUAUAAUGACCACAGCUCCACAGAGUUGAUAUUAAAGGAGCGAUUAGUUCCCCGACCUCCGCCCCACAGGCAAGCACGUGAGACCAUAUCCACCCUCUCAUCCGGUGCCAACGUCAACUUAACAGGCUGUUGGCGACACACAUAUGUAUACAUACAUGCAAGGGUGGAGCUGCAUGUCGGAUAACCACCCUUGCAGUCUCACACAAAAAGGCACAUACUGUAAAUCCAAGAAGAUGUAAACGAUUGUGUCACGUCAUCUCAUUAUUGUGAGUCAUAUUUUACUUAAAAUCUUUUGGUGAUGCUGUUGUUUUAGAUCAUAGCAAGAGGCCAAGUUGGAUGUGAUCCCAGACACCUUUGCUUCGGUCUCCUUGUUUUCUCACUUGAAUCUGAGCAUUAACGUGCAUAUUACUCCUACAAUUUCUUUUUUCUUCCUUUAAUGAUCCUCUGGAGUGUUGCAUGGAAAAAGCAAAGGAGAGUUUUUUUUAAACUGUGAACUUGAAACCCAGACACAAAGGCACCGGAUCCCUCCCUUCCCCCGAAUACUUCCACUAUCUUAUAUGAAGUGAUCCGUGCAGAAGGAGGAGAAGUUGCACUUUCUCUGUCAUGCUUGUGUCAGUCGUUCUUAACUGUUUUCAGUUAAGUGUUAAAGGCGCAGUACGCAAUUUGAAUCCAAUACACUUUUUUGUAAAAUUCAAAGAAUAUGAACUUGUGGGUUCUGUGUCGGCGACAGAAAAAAAAAAAUUUAGACCAAACAUAUGGAAACAUGCUAAUUCUGAUAUGUUUACACUCAGUAAUGGAGCAUCCCAAUGCAGACAGGUUAGCCUAUAACUUUUUUUAAAUGACAUGCUAUGUCUGCUCCAUACACCUGUCUGUCCCCUCCGCCCGUCUGUCUGUCCCCUCCGCCCGGGGAGCAGAGCAUUCAGCCGCUCUGUUCCCCGUCUCUGGAAUUCAUUACCACCCUAACUUAGAAACAUCGAUUCAUUCCGCCAUUUCAAAUUGCAACUCAAAACACAUCUGUUUAAAAGUGCCUAUUCCACUUGAUGUCAAUUGCUCUGCCUCUUUCUGUUGUUUUUAUUGUUGUUGUAUUCUUCAUUUUUCUGCCGCUUUUAAUGUCUUAUGUAUCCCUGUUCGGUGUCCUUCAGUGGCGAGAAAGGCACCUUUAAAUAAAAUGUAUUAGUAUUAUUAAUUAUUUUGGUUGUUCAGCUGUGAUACUGUAUGUAAACUGCUGUUUUAACAAAACCCUGCUAGACUGUUACACAUUUUUUGACAUGGUGUCUAUUAGCUUGGAGCCUUUGCUGAGUAAAAGUUCCGUUAACGUUAAUUAAUUUAGGCCAAGCAGUCUCCAUUAGGUUGGGCACAUUGGUUGGACAAGUCACAUGUGGAUCAACCAGGAGACAACAGCUCCAGUGAACUUGGACGUUUUUAUUUCUGCUCACUACAUAUUACAUGGCAGUGUAAACCACUGGGCAUUUGUUGUUCCGAUUUUCCAUUGUUCUCUUCUGUUCAGUUGCACAGUGUGUAUUAUAUACAAAUGACUGAAACUGACCUUUCAGUGGUGGGUAGAAGUGUCUUGAAAAAUGCCCUUAAACUGUGAAAUGUAAAGUUUCUUCCAGACCACAACGUCCUUAAUGGGAGUCUUCUAACUACAACCAUGUGUAUGAAUGUUGCCUCUCUGCUCUCCCUCUCUGUUUCCCUCUCUCUCUCUUUCUCAGUCUGCCCACCACUGACCUCUGAAUUCACCAACAUUCCAGCAUUUUAGCUCUUGUCCAUCAUGUCCCUUUCAGAUGUACCGUGUGUAUCAAGUGAAAUAAAAGUUGAGGGAAGCAGUAUGCUGCCA
Molecule: messenger RNA, 4295 nt
Organism: Scophthalmus maximus (turbot)
Lineage: Eukaryota; Metazoa; Chordata; Actinopteri; Pleuronectiformes; Scophthalmidae
Gene: vstm4b
Product: V-set and transmembrane domain containing 4b
Exons: 8
Coding region: 64-1026 (320 amino acids)
Source: RefSeq, a predicted model, not a curated record